AUGGAGCGGUUAACAUCUCCUCCUCGUCUCAUGAUUGUCUCAGAUCUUGAUGAUACAAUGGUUGCACACCAUAAUGAUAAUGAAAAUCACUCUCUGUUGAGGUUCAAUUCAUUGUGGGAAGACGCUUAUCGCCAUGACUCUCUUCUUGUUUUCUCAACGGGAAGAGCAAAAACAAUGUACAAGAAACUGAGGAAAGAGAGACCGUUGUUAACUCCUGAUGUUAUUGUUACCUCCGUAGGAACUGAGAUAUCAUAUGGUAACUCCAUGGUUCCUGAUGAGAAAUGGGUUGAAAUCAUGAACAAUAAAUGGAACCGAGGAAUCGUUGAAGAAGAAACCAGCAAGUUCCCUGAGUUAACUCUUCAGGCAGAAACUGAACAGAUGCCUCACAAGCUUAGCUUUCACGUCGACAAAAGUAAAGUCCAGGAAGUGACCAAGGAGCUAUAUAAGCGGUUGGAGAAGCGCGGGUUGGAGAUCAAAAUAAUCUUCAGUGGAGGAAUAGCUUUAGAUGUUUUACCAAAAGGUGGAGGCAAAGGGCAAGCGCUUGCUUAUCUGCUGAAGAAGCUCGAGACUAAAGGGAAACUUCCUCUUAAUACUCUGGUUUGUGGUGACUCUGGAAACGAUACUGAACUAUUUACUAUUCCUAACGUCUAUGGUGUCAUGGUAAGCAAUGCUCAAGAAGAGUUGUUGGAGUGGUAUGCUGAAAACGGGAAAGACAAUUCAAAUAUAAUACAUGCGAGUGAGAGGUGUGCAAGUGGGAUUAUAGAAGCGAUAGGUCAUUUUAAGCUCGGUCCAAAAUUUUCUCCGAGGGAUGUUUCUGACUUCUUAGAAUGCAAGGCGGAUAAUGUCAACCGGCCGGGUCAUGAGGUUGUGGAGUUUUUCUUGUUCUAUGAGAGAUGGAGAAGAGGUGAAGUUGAAAACUGUGAGGCAUACACAGCGAGUCUCAAAGCUUCAUCUCAUCCUGCUGGUGUCUUUGUUCAUCCAUCUGGUGCUGAAAAAUCUCUCAGAGACACUAUUGAUGAACUUGGGAAGUACUAUGGAGACAAAAAGGACAAGAAGUUUCGGGUUUGGACAGAUCAGGUGAUGGCAACAGAAACUACUCCUGGGACUUGGAUUGUAAAGCUUGAUAAAUGGGAACAAACUGGGAGUGAAAGGAAAUGCUGCACAACAACUGUCAAAUUCACCUCAAAGGAAAAUGAAGGGUUUGUGUGGGAAAAUGUGCAGCAAACAUGGUCGGAAGAAUCAGAUGUGAAAGAUGAGAGUAACUGGAUCAUCUGAAUGAUUAUCAUCUUUUUGGAUUUUCCAUAAAACGUUUUAUCAUUGGUUGGAUUAAACUUACAUUCAAAAGUGCCAUCUUAUGCCUUUUGGAGUCACCUAUGUCACCAUUGCCAUAGAAUUAAAAAAAAAACAUGUAUUAUGUCCUAGUUUUGAGUAUAUAAUUGGAUGUUAUUGAAUUUAACAACUCAUUUUU
Eruca vesicaria subsp. sativa (arugula) is the source of this 1468-nucleotide messenger RNA. NCBI's taxonomy places the organism in Eukaryota, Viridiplantae, Streptophyta, Magnoliopsida, Brassicales, Brassicaceae. The record is from the annotation of a GenBank genome assembly.